CUUUCAUGUCAUGCCAUCAUGUGAUGAGGGUUACCCAUCAUCACCCUCACCACCAUUUCCAUCAUCUUCCUCGUCUCCAAUCUCUCUCCAUCCCUCGCAUCUGCAUCUCCCUCUCUGAUUUCUCAGAUUCAUUCGAUCGGGCCUGCAAAUCGCGGGGAACCCCAACCUGGGUGCGCUUCUUCUUCCCCCCGCGGCUUCGAAUCCGCAUCAAAAUGUGAUCUUUGAUCGUUCUUGAGCAUACCCACCAAUCGAUCGCGCCUCUGCAAUCCUCUUUCCCGGCGAAAAAUUCAUUCGGUUUUGGGGGAGAGAUCGAACGGGGUAGAGGGAGAGAGAGAGAGAGAUUGGAAGGAGGUGGGAGAUGCCGAGUGUGACUGUGAAGCUCUACAGCGUCUUCUUCAAGCUGCUCCUGAAGCACCGGCUGCAGAACCGGAUUCAGUCCCGGCCCGACGAUUCCGACCCGUUCGGCGUCACCUCCCGCCCCGAGGAGUCCGUCGCCGCCGUUAACCCCUCCUUCGCCGACGGCGUCGCCACCAAGGACAUCCACAUCGACCCCUUCACCUCCCUCUCCGUCCGCAUCUUCCUCCCCGAGUCCGCCCUCUCCCCGCCCGAGCCCGUCCCCAAGUCCCAGCCCACCCGGCCCAGGGCUCGGAUCCCGCCCCCCAAGGGCGCCGAUCCCAACGGCAAUUCGCAGGGUAAUCAGCCUCGUCGCCGCCACAGCCACGGCACCCCGACCGCGGCGGCGAGGGAUGAUCCCGGGAAGCCCGCCGGUUUCGAGGAGGGCUCGCGGUUGAGCCUCGGGCGGCGCAACAGCUUCGGAUCCUCCGCGACGCACCCGCGCAAUGCCAAGCAGAACGGUAAUCAUUUUACCGGGUUCGGUAACGAGGCGGAGAGCUUGAAUUUGAGAUCGUCUGAUGGCGGUGGUUUGCCGUACAGAGGGUAUGCGCCCUUGAUUGGCAAUGCGAGGAAAUUGCCAGUGAUGUUGCAGUUUCAUGGUGGAGGUUGGGUGAGCGGCUCGAAUGAUUCGGUGGUGAAUGAUGUCUUCUGUCGGAGGAUGGCGAAGUUGUGUGAUGUGAUUGUUGUCGCGGUCGGGUAUCGGCUUGCGCCAGAAAAUAAGUACCCGGCUGCAUUCGAGGAUGGGAUGAAGGUAUUGAAUUGGUUGGCAAAGCAGGCUAAUUUGGCAGAAUGUAGUAAAUCUAUGGGUAGUUCACGAGGAGUUACCACCGAGUCUAAGAAAUCUGACCUUCACAGGCAUAUUGUUGAUACUUUUGGGGCACAGAUGGUUGAGCCCUGGUUGGCAGCUCAUGGAGAUCCCUCCAGAUGUGUUCUCCUGGGCGUGAGUUGUGGUGCAAACAUUGCGGACUAUGUGGCACGGAAAGCUGUCGAGGCAGGCAGACUAUUGGAUCCUGUUAAGGUUGUCGCUCAGGUUCUCUUGUAUCCAUUUUUCAUGGGAAGUGUGCCUACGCAUUCUGAGAUAAAGCUAGCAAAUUCGUAUUUCUACGACAAAGAUACGUGCCUACUUGCCUGGAAACUCUUCUUACCCGAAGAAGAGUUCAGCCUGGACCAUCCUGCUGCAAACCCACUCAUCUCUGGCCGAGGGCCACCCUUAAAGCUCAUGCCUCCAACACUCACAGUGGUGGCAGAACACGACUGGAUGAGAGAUAGAGCCAUUGCUUACUCAGAGGAACUCCGUAAGGUGAACGUUGAUGCUCCUGUUUAUGACUAUAAGGAUGCGGUUCAUGAAUUCGCGACGCUUGAUAUGCUUAUCAAGGCCCCCCAGGCUCAGGCUUGUGCAGAAGACAUUGCUAUCUGGGUCAAGAAGUACAUCUCAUUCAGGGGACACGAGUUUUCAUACUAGGCAGGAGAUACCAACUGGAAUGACUUGGAACUGGAGGUUCCACUCUUGGCAGUAUUGCUUGGGAUGGCUGAAAUAGCGAGUCCUUCUUGCUGCCACUACCUCUGAAUUUUGACACAGCAGUCAGGAUGACGGCUCAUCGAUUUUAAUACUCAAGCCAUAUCGGGUUUAUUUGUGAGAAAUAUGUAACGAGAGAUUAGGAUAGAUUUGGGCGUGAGAUGCAUUUGCUCCUGAUAUAGCUUAUAUGCCUGAUCAGAACAUUGUCUUCGGCAUCUUUUUUUUCUUCCUGUGAAUUAAGAUGAACAAUGCUUCAAUGAAUUCAGUUGGUACAAUUAAGUACCCUCUACAA
Syzygium oleosum is the source of this 2201-nucleotide messenger RNA. RefSeq names its product probable carboxylesterase 11. The record is from RefSeq and is a predicted model, not a curated record. Bases 359 to 1855 code for a protein of 498 amino acids. Gene Ontology annotation, molecular function: hydrolase activity. Lineage: Eukaryota; Viridiplantae; Streptophyta; Magnoliopsida; Myrtales; Myrtaceae. The transcript is spliced from 2 exons.